UUGUUUUGAAAUUCCUGAACAAAAAUGAUUGCAGGGUUAAGAUAUAGUGUCAUGUCAGGAUUCUGUUUGGAACAUACAGUUAUAAAAAAAAAAUCGGGGUCAAAAUAUGAAUUUAUUUUGCAAUACAAUUGAAUUUAGUUAUGGAUUUUAAUGAGAUCAGGUGUAUAAAUAGAGCCUUUAUGUAUCCAAGUCUACAUAAAAAGAAGGGGUUCAUAAAAUUUCAUGUAGCACAUUUUAUUCAAGACUUAGUCAUGUGUGUAGCCUUUUAAAUUUUCUAGGCAGGAUUUCCAGCUAAAACUUCCCUGAAAUAUAAGAAGCUUAAUGUCCUGGCAAGGUUUCUAGAAAUUUAAAGGUAUUGAAGUACACCUUGAAAAAUAAACAAGGUGAACAAAACGGUCUACGAAGGGUAAAAACAAAUGUAGGACUGCAUAUUUUAUGGAAUGUAUUUUUUACUUAUAAAUGUCACUGAUAAAUUGUUAUUGUUUCAGCAAUUUUCUCCAUGGAUUUACCAAGAUGACUGACAUGUUACAUGACCCAUCACUGACUUUAAAUGGCCUUCUCAAUCCAGACACUGUUUGGAAAUUGGGUCAAAAACUUUUACCAAAUUUCACCCAGAUGGCCAGUAGCCCCUUAGAGAUGCCCCCCUUAUUGCCUGUGCUCCGACCAAAGUCACCAUGUCUUCCUUUAGAUCUUCACAUGAGUCCAAAACGAACCUCUCCAGAUGAACCCAAAUCUCCAUCUGAUGUUAACCAGGGGACCCAAAUGAUGGCACAGGAUUUAUCCUUGAAUAGGGAAAUACAGCAUAAUGCAACAGAAGACCAAGAGAAAACGGAUCAUUUUACAUUAACACCUAUGCAAUUAAAAGAACGAGCGGAGGAGUUUUUACUUCAGAGUAAGGGUAGAGCUAAGAGAAAAUUGACCGUUCCUGUUCGUAUGCCAGAUGAUGUGGGGAUGGAGUGUGUGUCAGACAGGGAGGUACUGCUGGUCUACUAUAAAGAGAUGCUGCUACAGAGGGAGGCCAGUCCAUGUAAACAGAUACGAACUUCCCCUGCUGCGCCAGAGUCUUCUACUGCAGGAGGACUUGUCGCAGAGGAAACUCGCAAACCAGAGACAUAUUCACCAACUUGCUCUCCGUUGGACAAAAGUGCCCCUGUUAGCCCCACCUCCAAAGCAACAGGCAGCCCAUCAUCAAAAACAGAUGACAGCCAAGAACCAAGUAGCCCAGAUCCAGUAACCCAGGGUGGGCCAGAACAAGGUUCCUACCCUUGUUCGCAUUGUGAGAAAAGUUUUGCUUAUAUGGGCAAUCUUAAGCGCCAUAUAAAAAUGCACCAUGGGGAGUACCGACCAUAUAAAUGCAAUUUAUGUAUAAAACGCUUCUGGGGAAAUGACAGCUUAGAGCAGCAUGUGAAGCGUGUCCAUUCACGAUUUCGCCCGUAUGAGUGUGCUCACUGUGAUAAGAAAUACUCUGUUUGCUAUGAUCUCCAGAAGCAUGUGAGAAGUGUUCAUGGGAAGGAUAUUGACUGGAACAUGGAUGUUCCCAGCAUGCCCUCUGAUGGAUCGGGGACCACACCUGGUCUGGGAACUCACAAGGUCACGGGCAUUAAGACUCAAGCGCUCAAUCAGUUGAAUCACAAGUGCAAGUUCUGUGGACGAGGUUUCGCGACUUUUAAUGGACUUGGGGUCCACCUUAAAAUGCAUUUCAGGUGCCGAGUGUGCUUCAAGGGAUUUAACACAGAAAGUUCUCUGCGCAUCCAUCUCCAGAAAGCUCAUGAUAUUACCGGAGAUCAAGAGUAUGUGCUAUGAUUGUGCUUUGGAUGGUUAGCUUAGUGGAUAUAUAAGGACAAGGUUCGAUAAUCAUAUACAGUCCCAAAGUAUGAAGCAUAUUGUCUUCCAAGUCAAAAGAAUUCCAUUUUAAUACUAUGCAAGAAUAGCUUAUGUAUGUACAUUAAUAUUAUUCACAUUUUAGGUGAUGUUUUCUGUGUUUCACAAUUUCUAACUUUGUAUUGAUAGAAUAAAGAUUUUUAUUGUAGUGCAAGUAGUUUCAGAUUCUAUUUUAAUGAUAUUGAAGUGUGUUUUAGAGCAACUCAAAAAAUGUAUAUUAGUCUUUUUAUAUUCCAUGGAUGAAUUAUGACAUUCCAUUUUUGUGUGCUUUUGGUUGAUACUUCCCAAUUAAUUAUUCUAAUGAGUGCUUAGUUUUGUGUAUUCUUUUUGUUUUGAUUGAUUAUUUUUUUAAAUAAUGGCAUUCCUUCUUGAUUUUUAUGUUUGAUUUGUAACUGUUAGUUGAUUAGGUAAAAUGCAGUAGUGCUUAUUGUUGAUGAAGUUUUUUAUUAAAAUUUUGACCUAUAUUUCCGUUUCUAUUGAAAUCUAUUGAUUCCAGAAUUCAAAAAAAAAAUAUAUAUUGGGUGAAUUCACAGUGCUUCACACACAUUCCACAACUUUGUCUUAUCAGGGAAUCAAUUAAAUCAACAAUUCUAUAAAAUAUUUUCAAAUUUUUCUGAAGAAAAUUUUUAGGGCUUUAAAUUUUCUUUGUACAUAUAUAAUUAUUCAAAGGGACUAUAAAUUAUGAAAUUUGGUUCAAUUUAUUGUACAUGUAAAGUCAACCAGAUGUUUAGAUCUUUAUGAUAGUGUGGAAAAAAAAUUAUGAAAUUAUAUAUUUUUUUAAUUUGAAUUCCAGAUCAGGAAAAAAUAUGAACAUUCCCAUAUAAUGAAAAAUACACACAUGUAUUUGUGUAGCUUCAAAAUUAAUUUGCUGGUCUUCAGAACAGAAAGCCCAUGUUAGACACAAAUGAUAAAAAAGAAAGCAAAUGCAUUUAAUUCAGUUAUUUGGCUUUGAAAUAUUUUUUUCCCUUCUUGGGUACAUAUGCCUUAAAUGAGUUCUGACUUUUGUGGAGGUGUUUUAAAUAAAAGAUGUUUAUAAAUUGUUAAUUAUAUUACAUGUAUAUUCUCAAAGACCAUUCCUAAUGUUACUUGUACACUUUUAAGAUAUACAUGUAUAUUCUAUCAUGUAAUGAUUGGACAUAUGUAAAUGUAUAAUUAAUGAUUUGUUGAUCAUAUAUAAAUAUAUAUAAAUGUUUUAUUUGUCAAUUUUAACAUUUACAUCUUGAAAAUUGUGAAAAAGAUAUUUUAUUUUUUAAGAAAUGAAGUAUUUGCCAGUUGAUGUGCCAUAAACUGUUGUACACAAAUCCAUUGUAGACAUCAGUUAUUUAUACAUGUAUAUAUACAAAAAAAGGUUUCUGAUUUGGAAACAGUCUUCAAAAUUUUUUAAUCAUUUGUACAUUCAAAUACAGUACAAUCCCCCUUGACUCAAUCUGUGUCCAUAAUUUUUUGACUUUUUCACAUAUACAUUCAUCAAAAAUUUCAUAUUCUACAUAUGUUUUAAUAUUAUGUAAUCAAGAUAUUUUUGGUCAUUAAAAAUCAUAUUAAGGUCAUAUGCAACGUAGUUUGAACUUUAUUGGGUUCUUCCCUGGAGUUGAAGAGUUCCACUAAAUGAAGGACCUGUGUGCAAUACUUUUAAUGUCUAUAUAUGGAUUUGUACACCUCUUCUAAAACAAAUUUUGAUGAAAAAAAAUCUGGAAUUUUUGUAAUUUUUGUACAUUUUUCUUUGAUAAAUGCAAAAAUUUUCAAAAUUUGAUAUCUUUUCAAAACCCCUGGUAACACAUGCUGAUUUUUUGUCGAAGAACAUGUUAUGGUAUUAUAAGUUUAAAUUCAGAAUAUCUUGAAAAAUUAUCAGUAAGUAAGGUACCUUGCGUAUGUCCUUAAACUUGCAUUCAUAUUUUUAAUGCAGUAUGCAUUUCAUGAUCAGUGUAUUCUAUGUAAACUAAAACCAAGCAAGCAGGAAAGAAUACAUGUAUAACUGAAAUUGUAUUUAUGACUCUUGCAUUGAAACAUCAUAAAAUUUUUAGCAGUUGUGGAGUUAACAUUUGCUUGUCUCAUCUAGAAAACUAUUUCAAAAUUAUUUUUACUAUCAUUUUUUUUUUUAUCACUUAUGUAUCAUAUAUGAAUGGUCAUGCUUUGAACCCAUCGGUACCAUUUAAUUAUCUUUCGACCAUUAUUAUGAAAAACGUUUUGUUGGUCAGAUGUUCAAGGGUGAAAGUUAAGCUUACAUGUAGAUUGUUGUCAAUUUUAUAAAGGUUGUUAUUUUUUACACCAUAUUCAAACUUACAUAAUAAUAAAAUUAAUAAUAAUCACAUUGUUUACUUAAAAAGUGCCUAAUUAUGUAUUCUUGUAUGAUACAUGUCAUGUAUAUGCAUCAGAAGUUGAUAUUUGGUCAGUAUACUGAUAUUACAUCUAAAUUUGUUGUAUGUAUAUUUUUAUGCAAGUAUUAUGGGCAAAAGUAGCCAAAGUUUCACUUUCAGUGUAAAAGCAUGCAGUGAUUAAUAGUUAUACUUUAAACUGCAAAUUUUAUGAAUUGAGAAAUAAAUUUUACCUUGACAUUUUGUUAUAGCAUAUAUCUACCAACGUUAUACAUAUUCAUAAUUUUAAAGAAUGUCAGUUCCAGUUAUGAAAUGAAAAAAAAUUGAUGUCAACUCUUUUAUUUUGGAAGGGGAGAAGUUGAAUAUCCAAUUAUAGUUUGGAUGUGAUAGUUUGAAUCAUAUUGUUUAACGGACUUGUUGAAUAUUUAAUAUAGCUGUUGAAUUAUUGCUCUGUAUAUUUUAUUAUGUAAGGGUUUUUUAAUAUCAGAGUUAUUUUUUUUAAUGUUUUUUUCAAGUUUGGUAAGGAUUAUAAAAUACUAACCCAAAUUUUAUUAAUUAAGAAACCUCUCUACACUGCACACUAAAGAAUUCUGAUUCUAAGGUAUUUUUCUGCAGUUAGAGUGAUCUGCCCUUAGAUCUAAAUUCUAAAAAAAUAUAUUUACAAUGUAUUACUUAAUUUUUAUUAAAUUUAAGUAUUCUUUAUAUUUUAAAAGGCCAAGACAAAUUAACUGAACGUGUUAUUCACAUGUAUUUUCUCCACUGAAGUAAUUAACAGUGAUUUCUAUUCACCGAUACUGUGUUGUCUUUGAACAUUUUUCCUGGGGUUAAAUGCCAUGCACCAUACAGUAAAAAUUAGAUAAAUAAGCUCAAUAUUAACUCCUUUAUACAGUAUAUUUUUCUCAAUGUCCAAAAAAUUCUUGCACUGGUGUAGAGAGGGUCCUUAACAUUAAGGUAUUUGACUGCUUGUUUUCGUUCAUGUCUUUGGGCAUUAUGAUUGACACAACACAUUUUGACUUGCUUUUCUUUGAAGCUUAAUAUAUGUAUAAUACAUUCCCAGAGGCACCUAACGUUACUUAUUUUUCUUUUAAUAAAAAAAAUAUACCCUUACCUUAUAAUAAACCAAGGUUUUAUUAUAGGUAAAGGUAUAUUUCUUUUAUUAAAAGAAAAAUAAGUAACGUCAGGUGCCUGUGUACAUUCCAUACGAUUUACAAUAAUGUAGAAUUUUCAUAGCAUCUUUUUAAAUUCUUUUUUUUCUUUUUCAAAGUGUUAAUAGAUGGCUGAGUAAUUGGUUGGAUUGGGUCACUUCUAAAGAUGAUGUUUUACGAAUUAUUAAAACACAUUUUCUAGGGGAAGGGGGGUGGGAUUCCAUCUUAAGUUUAUAUAUUUUACCAGGUUCAUAUUUCUAAUGAAUAAUACUCAAAUGGCUCAAAGUCUGGGAUUUAAAUGAAAAGUUUUAAUGAACCAAACUUUCAAUCAGUGACAUCUUACAUUUAUUUGUAAGAUUUAGACUUCCUCGUUGGUGAAUCUGUAGUUUAAAAUAGUUUUAAAACAGUAAAGGGUCUUUAAGAAAAAGUCAUUAUCAAUACAUGUACAUGGAUAUGCACUGUAGUUACAUAAAAUGAAUAAUUCCAUUUUAGGCAUUCUGCAAUAUUCAUUCACAAAAUUAUUUAGUGACAGUAAUGUUUCCAACAAAGAAAAUGUUCAUUUAUUUUUUAUUUAUUAUCAGUUAAACUGGAGCAAUCAUAUUAUUUAUCUAGAUGUUUUGAAUUUGCUGGAUUUUUUUUUAAUCUUAAGCAAAAACAGCAUUUUUACAGAGCAUUUGAUGUGUUUUUAUGAAGUAAUUAUACAGGAAGGAUUUGGGCAAUUUUUGACAUGCCUUUUAGUCCUCAAAUGUGAGUAAAAAAUAUUUCACAUUUGUAUCUAGUUUGUACAAUAAAUAAAGAUGCUAAAAAUGU
Molecule: messenger RNA, 6148 nt
Organism: Saccostrea cuccullata (small rock oyster)
Lineage: Eukaryota; Metazoa; Mollusca; Bivalvia; Ostreida; Ostreidae
Product: zinc finger protein 227-like
Exons: 3
Coding region: 460-1803 (447 amino acids)
Biological process (GO): regulation of transcription by RNA polymerase II
Cellular component (GO): nucleus
Molecular function (GO): RNA polymerase II transcription regulatory region sequence-specific DNA binding; DNA-binding transcription factor activity, RNA polymerase II-specific
Source: RefSeq, a predicted model, not a curated record